Atta colombica is the source of this 670-nucleotide messenger RNA. It is a transcript of the gene mRpL33, whose product is annotated as 39S ribosomal protein L33, mitochondrial. Lineage: Eukaryota; Metazoa; Arthropoda; Insecta; Hymenoptera; Formicidae. The transcript has 3 exons. Gene Ontology annotation, biological process: translation. The coding region runs from base 147 to 341 and encodes 64 amino acids. Gene Ontology annotation, cellular component: mitochondrion. The record is from RefSeq and is a predicted model, not a curated record.
ACGUGUGACUUGGACGUGAUUUCUAACCUCUUCUUUCAAGUGAGCGAAUCAAUUGUAUUGUUGUAUUUACUGUAAUCUCGUGACAUUUAUUCACAGUAUACUGCACAUAGUUUUAAAGUUGCACUGAAAGAAAUUUUUGAAAUACCAUGUUCCUGACAAACAUGCUGUUAAAAAAGGCAAAGAGCAAGCAUGUCUUAGUCCUUACACAAAGUGUUGUAACCAGUCAUCGGUUGGUGCGUAUCAGAGAUAGAUUAGCUGAUAAAUUAGAAUUUACAUCCUUUGAUCCUCUUAUUCAAAAGGUCACGUUAUACAAAGAAAAGAGAAAAUUAUGUAGCUUAUAAUUUACAACUAUUAUAGUGUAACAAGUAUUAUAAUACUACAUGGAAAAUUUCUAUGUGGGAUAACAAAAAAUAUAUAUUAUCUCAAAUGUAACAUUCAGUCUGAUUUUAUUUAUUACAUUCAAAUAUAAUAUAAUAUUAAAAUAACACACAAUAUAAUAAUAUGAUAUGUCUCUGUCUAAUCUAUUAUGAAAAUAUAGUUAUCUUAAUAUAAAUAUAUGAUGCAAGCAAUAAAUAAUAAAUAAACAGAAAAUAUCAAAAUAUAUGAUACGAUAGAUACUAAUAGUGUAAUAUAAAUGACUGUAAAUAAAUGAAAAAAAUCAUAUGACAAA